AUGCCAAAUAACCAGCCUCCAUCGUUCCCACUGAACGACCAGCCUCCAUCGUUCCCACUGAACGACCAGCCUCCAUCGUUCCCACUGAACGACCAGCCUCCAUCGUUCCAACUGAACGACCAGCCUCCAUCGUUCCCACUGAACGACCAGCCUCCAUCGUUCCAACUGAACGACCAGCCUCCAUCGUUCCCACUGAACGACCAGCCUCCAUCGUUCCCACUGAACGACCAGCCUCCAUCGUUCCAACUGAACGACCAGCCUCCAUCGUUCCCACUAAACGACCAGCCUCCAUUG
Molecule: messenger RNA, 294 nt
Organism: Lentinula edodes (shiitake mushroom)
Lineage: Eukaryota; Fungi; Basidiomycota; Agaricomycetes; Agaricales; Omphalotaceae
Exons: 1
Source: RefSeq, a predicted model, not a curated record